Strongylus vulgaris is the source of this 312-nucleotide messenger RNA. The record is from the annotation of a GenBank genome assembly. NCBI's taxonomy places the organism in Eukaryota, Metazoa, Nematoda, Chromadorea, Rhabditida, Strongylidae.
AUGCCGUUCAUGCAUGGCACGAUGCCGCUUCGGCGGACAUUUUACUACCUGCUGCAGGGGAAAAUUAAGUUUAGAGACGAUGUACAGGUGUUCGCCAUGGGGUUCCAUCGGUUACCUAAUGAGCAACAGCAAGGUGCUAGAGAUUUUGUGUUCUGGCAUUGGGCCCAGUUGCAGUACAAGAACCCUCGAGUGCAGCUUGUAAAACAUAUUGAUAUGGUUAUAACCCCUUUUGCUAGGGCAUAUCUGAGGGACGGCAGGGAAGUGCUUUUUGAUCUCGAAGGCAUGACUCGAGGAGAAAUCGAGUCGCGAAUU